Messenger RNA from Anisakis simplex (herring worm), 1740 nucleotides. The record is from the annotation of a GenBank genome assembly. NCBI's taxonomy places the organism in Eukaryota, Metazoa, Nematoda, Chromadorea, Rhabditida, Anisakidae.
GAUCAUGACGAAAUGGAGGAAGGCGAUGAACCAGAACAACCAGAUGACGAGUCAACAAGUAAUAUCGUUGACUCAUCACAUGAUAGUGAGGAUUCAUCGAGUUUCGUCAGUAAUCGUCCGUCGACUUCAAGCAGUCUGACGAAAGCUGCCACGAAAGUACGGCGUUCUCGAAGAGGCACAGCGGCCAUCCCUCAGAAUGCCAGCAAUGUGUCAUCGUUGCAAUCACGUAGCACCACAUUGAAUCGCACCAACAAUAGCAAUAACAAUAACAAUAGUAAUAGUAAUAAGAAGACAUGGUCACCAGCCGCAUCCACGUCGACGGCUCGUCGCCUUCGUGACUAUUCAGCCACUCCGCGUUCAUCACCACGUCUUCGCUCAACCCCGAUCAAGACUGCGAAUCGUGGUACACCACCAACCCGCGGUAACGGAGCGGGCACGGGAUCGGGCAAGAGAGCCGGUAGUCGAGCACGGGCAGUGGUCAGUGACGAAUCAGAAGAUGAUGCGAGUUUGGACGGAGAGGAAGGGGUUGAUGACCAAGUCUUUGAGGAGGAAAAAGAUGAGGAUGUAGCGGGCGAAGGCGAUCAAGAACGUCAACCGCCACUGGGAAGGCAAGGGAAAACGAGGCAAAUGAAUAAACGGCGACGGGGUCCAGCAGCUGCAUCAGGUAGCUUAAGCUCAGCUUCGGCUAUCAAGCGUCAACACCGAAUGUCUGUCGAAAGUGGCAAUAGUAUGUUAGUAAGAAGUGCCCGCUCAUCGUUAGCUCGCAAUCGUAAGAAACGUUUAGCGGCCACCGCAGCCGCAGAAGCGCUAGAGCGCGAAGCUGAGGCAGAAGCGCGUGAGACGGAUUCCGAGGAAGAGGAGGACGUCGAAGGGAAUGUGCAAGAUGAUAGCGAUGAGAAUAACGGUCAUGUUAGUGACGAUGAGGAUAGUGAUGACCGAGACUAUGAUGAAGAUGAACCGUAUUCGGGAGAGGAGACCCGAGCGGUGGCUGGUGCUGCCCAUAAGGCGAAGAGAACAACGAAUCGAACAACGGUUGGUGAAGGGGUAAAAGCUGGCGGAGGAGGGACGAAAGGUCAGCAAAAGGAUAAGAGUAAAGGUAAUCGACUAGAUUGUCGACGUCGUUCCAGUAGUGAUGAUGAGGCGGAUGAGGAUGAUUACGAUGACGAUGAUGACGAGUUGCAUCCGACCGCAAAACGAGGCGGUGAUUCGACACGGAGUGGUGGAAGAGCCGGAAUCGCUGGUGGUGGUGCUAGAAGAUUGUUGGAUCGUAAGAGACGGCGUGGUAAGGACACUGGUGGAACUGCACAAACACAAGCGUCUGCUGAAGAAACGUCACCGAAGAAGAAACAAAAAACUGACGAAAAAGCGAAAAAGACAGUAUGGCAAGUUGGGCAAGUGGUAGGCGCCUAUGAUGAAUCAACGCAUAAAGGUAAAUGGUUCCCGGCAGUGGUCGUAUCGACAACUGCAUUCAAAACGAACGCCAAAGGAACAUUAGCGAAUAUCGGAAAGAAUGAUAUUCCUGGGCGACGAGGUUCAUCGUCAUCCAUAAAUGAGCUGAAGAAAGAGACGGCAGCAGCAGCUCAGGAGAAAAAGGAGUCUGCACAAGCUGAAAAGAAGAAGGCGAAACAGCCUGUUGAAGAGACAUCCUCAUCGGAAGAAUCCACAGAUAGUGAUGAGUAUGGUGAAGAGCGCGAUCAGUUCACUGCACAGCUCUAUAAGUUCCAUGAGGAAAGAGGUUAG